Messenger RNA from Chlorella variabilis, 897 nucleotides. RefSeq lists its product as hypothetical. The transcript has 8 exons. NCBI's taxonomy places the organism in Eukaryota, Viridiplantae, Chlorophyta, Trebouxiophyceae, Chlorellales, Chlorellaceae. Bases 1 to 897 code for a protein of 298 amino acids. Gene Ontology annotation, biological process: lipid homeostasis. The record is from RefSeq and is a predicted model, not a curated record. Gene Ontology annotation, cellular component: endoplasmic reticulum; membrane.
AUGGGCAGUACCACCUUCCCCAUGCACCGCAUCCACCGAGUCGCAGCAGCCUCUUUCGCAAUCUGGAGCCUGGUCAGCCUGGCCGUGCAUCUGGCCAGCCUGGCUCUGUGGAGGGGGUACAGCAAGACGCUGCGCCCCACCGAGCGUCGCCAGUGGUGCAACAAGAUCGCGUGUGGGCUGCAUGCGGCCGUGCUGGCCUACAACCAAGCCUGGAACUUGUUUGAUCCAGUGCUGAAUGCCGACCCGCUGCAUGGCGUCACAGACGGCCACUUCUACUGGGGCUCUGUGCUGCUGGGCUACCUGGCGUACGACACCGCGUACUCGCUGCUCUUCUUCAGCCUGCGCAGUGGGGCCGUCAUGCUGGCGCACCACCUGGUGGGCAUCGCGGGCUGCGCCAUAGGCGUGUACUGCAACAAGCUGGCGCUGUUUGGCAUGGCCAUAGAAGUGUUCUUCGAGUCCUGCAACCCUCUGCUUCAUUUGCUGGGCUGCAUGCGCAUCGCCGGCAGGGCCCACGGCCCUACCUAUGCCGCUGUCAGCAAGAUUUUCAUUGCGCAAUUCUUCCUGUUCAGGGUCCUGAUCAGCAACCUGUGCUUCCUCAAGCUGCUGGGCAUCGUGCUGCGGCUGCAGCAGCAGCCGUGGUGGGCGUGGGCGGGUGUGGCCGUGUUUGGCCUGCUCAACCUGCUCAACGCCUUCUGGCUGGUCAAGCUGGUGCACAUGACGCGCGAGAAGCCGCAGCAGCGGCAGCAGCAGCAGCUGUGCAGCAAUGGCGGCAGCACAGCCAAGGCACCUCUGCCGCAGGCAGCGGCAGGCACCAAGUGCGCGGGGCAGGCUGCCGCGCCGCGCCACCCUGUGGCGCUCACCGCAUACGGCGGCAGCCGGCCUGCCAAGACCGACUAA